This is a messenger RNA of Sparassis crispa, 2682 nucleotides long. RefSeq names its product Peroxisomal hydratase-dehydrogenase-epimerase. Gene Ontology annotation, molecular function: oxidoreductase activity. Bases 1 to 2682 code for a protein of 893 amino acids. NCBI's taxonomy places the organism in Eukaryota, Fungi, Basidiomycota, Agaricomycetes, Polyporales, Sparassidaceae. The transcript is spliced from 27 exons. The record is from RefSeq and is a predicted model, not a curated record.
AUGUCGCAGUUGUCUUUCAAAGGCCAGACCGUAGUUGUCACCGGCGCGGGAGGAGGUUUGGGCAAAGCGUAUUCGCUCUUAUUCGCAGCGCGGGGAGCGAAUGUAGUCGUGAACGACGUCAGCCAGGCAGCUGCGCAGAAGGUCGUUGAAGAGAUUGUGAACGCGGGAGGGAAGGCCGUCACGAACACGUCUUCGGUCGCAGACGGCGCUGCCGUGAUCAAAGCAGCGGUCGACGCGUUUGGAACGGUGACCAUUCUCAUCAACAACGCGGGUAUCCUCAGGGACAAGGGCUUCAAGAACAUGUCAGAUCAGGAGUGGGACCAGGUCAACCUUGUGCACCUGAAGGGAUCUUUCUCCUGCACGAAGGCUGCUUGGCCUAUCUUCUGCAAGCAAGGUUUCGGUCGCAUUGUAAACACCGCGAGUGCUGCAGGUCUCUAUGGCAACUUUGGCCAGGCGAACUACAGUGCUGCUAAGAUGGGCCUCGUUGGCUUCACGAAGGCACUUGCAUUGGAAGGUGCCAAGUAUGGCAUCAAGGCUACUGUGAUUGCCCCCAUGGCUGCGUCUGCUAUGACGGAGACUGUCAUGCCGCCUGAAAUGCUCGCUAAUCUAAAGCCCGCAUUUGUCGCUCCAUUCGUCGCUGCUGUGACUCAUCCUGACGGCCCGGACGCUUCAGGUAAGGUCUUCGAAGUCGGUGCCGGAUACGUCGCGGAGAUUCGUUGGGAGCGUAGCAAGGGAACUGUCUUCAAGGCAGAUUCGUCCUUCACACCUUCUGCCGUCCAGGAGAAGUGGACAGAGAUACAAGACUUCGACGAGCAUGGGCACCCUCAGGGCCUCCCAGAUGUUGACGCGCGGGAGAAACUUUCUCUAGCUGAGAAGCUCUCUACGAACGCACAAUCAUCUUCCGAAGUACGGUUCGAUGACAAGACUGUCAUCGUGACCGGCGCAGGAGCAGGCCUUGGCCGUGCAUAUGCUCUCAUGUAUGCACGCCUCGGCGCGAACGUCGUGGUGAACGACAUUAACGAGAAGGUUGCGAACAGUGUCGUGAACGAGAUCAAGAAGGCGGGCGGCAAGGCGGUUGCGGCGGUCGCGUCUGUCGAAGAUGGCGAAGGAAUAGUCAAAGUUGCGCUCAAUGCAUUCGGCGGCGUCCAUGUGCUUGUCGCCAAUGCUGGACUAGUUCGCCCGAACAACUUUGGGAACAUGACUGACAAGGAGUGGGAUGAUGUCUUUGCGGUGCAUAUGCGGGGCACCUAUAAGUGCGCCAAAGCACUUUGGCCUAUCUUCCAGAAGCAGAAAUAUGGUCGGAUCGUGACGACAAGUUCGCAAGCUGGGCUCUAUGGUAUGGCCGGCUUGGUAAAUUACUCCGCCGCGAAGGCGGCGAUUUUGGGCUUCACUCGUACUCUUGCCAUCGAGGGCGCCAAGUAUAAUAUUUUGGCGAAUAUCGUUAUCCCAUCUGCAGGGCCGACAUUGGGUCUGGGGCGCGCUUACACCAACAUUGAAGCGCUGAAGGAAGAGUAUGUCGCCCCAGUAGUAGGAUAUCUAUCCAGCGAAGCGAAUGAGACCACUGGCGGUCUCUUUCAGAUCGCCGCUGGGUGGGUAGCACAGAUCCGCUGGCAGCGUGCAGGUGGACACGGCUUCUCUACGAACCAGCCCCUCACGCCAGAGACAAUCAUCUCGAAGUGGGGCAUGCUCACCGACUUUACGGAUGGUCGUGCGACCAAUCCCGCGUCUACUCAAGAAGCGAUGGAGCAGCUUGUCGAGAACUUCGGUAACACAAGUGACGAUAGUACAUACACAGAUCCGGAAGACUCUGAGCUUGUUGCGACCGCCAAGAGGAAUGUACCAGACCCAGAGGACUACAGCUACACGGAGCGUGACGUCAUUCUGUACAACAUCGGCAUUGGUGCGACAGAGAGGGAGCUGCAGUGGACGUUCGAGGGGGACGACGCGUUCUCUGCUAUCUCGACGUUCGGUGUCAUUCCCCAGUUUCCAGCGAGCAUGGGUAUGUCUCUUGACUGGUUGCCAAAUUACAAUCCAGCCAAGCUGCUCCAUGGUGAACAAUAUUUGGCCAUCAAAGCACCCAUACCCACGAGCGGAAACUUUGUCAAUGAGGCGCGAUUACUGGAGGUGCUUGACAAGGGCAAAGCCGCAGCUGUGACAACGAUUGUGGAGACGAAAGACAAGGCAACCGGCAAGGUCAUCUUCGAGAACCAGUCGACGGUAUUUAUCCGUGGUGCUGGUGGCUUUGGGGGGAAACGGGUUGGCGACGACCGUGGUGCUGCUUCCGCAGCCAACACACCGCCUCAGCGCAAGCCUGAUGCUACCCUCGAAGAGAAGACAUUACCUGUGCAAGCCGCACUGUACCGGUUGAGCGGCGACUAUAACCCGCUGCAUAUCUUGCCGGAAUUUGCUGCGGUCGGCGGGUUCGACAGGCCCAUCCUACAUGGCUUGUGUUUCUUUGGUAUCGCUGGGAAGCAUGUGUUGAAAGCAUUUGGUGACUUCAAGGACAUUAAAGUGCGAUUUGCCGGUGUUGUCUACCCAGGUGAGACACUAGUGACGGAGAUGUGGAAGGAAGGAGCAAAGAUCAUUUUCACUAUGAAGGUAAAGGAACGUGGUACCACUGUACUUGCAGCUGCCGCUGCAACGCUGUCAAAUCCUAGCUCACCGUUGAAAGCGAAGUUGUAA